Messenger RNA from Canariomyces notabilis, 2496 nucleotides. Its product is annotated as carbohydrate-binding module family 1 protein. The transcript is spliced from 8 exons. Gene Ontology annotation, molecular function: cellulose binding; oxidoreductase activity, acting on CH-OH group of donors; flavin adenine dinucleotide binding. Gene Ontology annotation, cellular component: extracellular region. The record is from RefSeq and is a predicted model, not a curated record. NCBI's taxonomy places the organism in Eukaryota, Fungi, Ascomycota, Sordariomycetes, Sordariales, Chaetomiaceae. Bases 1 to 2496 code for a protein of 831 amino acids. Gene Ontology annotation, biological process: carbohydrate metabolic process.
AUGAGGACCUCCUCUCGCUUUCUCGGAGCCCUCGCGGCGGCGGCCUCGUUCGCCCCGUCCGUCCUAGGGCAAAACAAUGCGCCUGUGACCUUUACCGACCCCCAAACCGGCAUCAUCUUCAAUAGCUGGGGUAUUCCCGCAGACUCGCCACAAACUCAGGGGGGCUUUACCUUUGGUAUGGCCCUGCCGUCCAAUGCCCUCUCCACAGAUGCCACCGAGUUCAUCGGAUAUCUGCAAUGUGCCGCCGGCUCGGCCGGUUGGUGCGGAGUCUCCCUGGGAGGACCGAUGACCAAUUCACUUCUCAUUACCGCAUGGCCGAAUAAGGACACCGUUUACACCUCUCUGCGGUACGCUACCGGUUACUCCAUGCCGGACCUUUACACCGGAGACGCCAAGAUCACUCAGGUCCGGUCAAACAUCAACGCCACGCAUUUCACCCUGAUCUUCAGGUGCACAAACUGCUUGAGGUGGAAUCAGGGUGGUCAAGAAGGCGGAGCUUCUACAACCGGCGGCGCAUUAGUUCUCGGCUGGGUGCAGGCAUUGCCGUCACCCGGCAACCCGACCUGCCCGGAUCAAAUCACCCUGGAGCAGCACAACAACGGCAUGGGCAUCUGGGGCGCCGUCCUCGAUUCGAAUGCCGCUAACCCGUCUUACACGGCUUGGGCUGCCCAGGCCACCAAGACGGUUACUGGCGACUGUGGCGGCCCGACCCAGACGGGUGUUGUUGGCGUGCCUGUGCCGACGGGCACCUCGUUCGACUACAUCGUUGUCGGCGGUGGCGCCGGUGGCAUUCCCAUUGCCGACAAGUUGAGUGAGUCCGGAAAGCGCGUGCUGCUCAUUGAGAAGGGGUUCGCCUCGACGGCCGAGCACGGCGGCGUUCUCGGCCCAGAGUGGCUGUCGGGCAAGGAUCUCACCCGGUUCGACGUGCCCGGUCUGUGCAACCAGAUCUGGGUCGACUCAAACGGCAUCUCUUGCACCGACACGGAUCAGAUGGCCGGCUGCGUUCUCGGAGGCGGUACCGCCGUGAACGCCGGCCUGUGGUUCAAGCCUUAUUCUUUGGACUGGGACUACCUGUUCCCCAGCGGCUGGAAGUACAGAGACGUCCAGGCGGCCAUCAACAGAGUGUUCUCGCGCAUCCCGGGCACCGACGCCCCGUCUAUGGACGGAAAACGCUACUAUCAACAGGGCUUUGACGUUCUUACCAGGGCCCUACGUGGCGGUGGCUGGAGCGAGGUAACCGCCAACAACGCCCCGGACCGCAAGAACCGCACCUUCUCUCGUGCGCCCUUCAUGUUCUCCGGCGGUGAACGUGGCGGCCCUCUGGCGACCUACCUCACCAGCGCCAAGAAGCGCAGCAACUUCAAUCUCUGGCUGAACACGACGGUCAAGCGUGUCAUCCGCGAAGGCGGCCACAUCACUGGCGUCGAGGUUGAGGCGUUCAGGACCGGCGGAUACCAGGGCAUCGUGAAUGUCACUGCCAUCUCUGGCCGUGUGGUUCUUUCUGCCGGUACCUUUGGCAGCGCCAAGAUCUUGCUUAGGAGCGGUAUUGGGCCGAAGGACCAGCUCGAGGUUGUCAAGGCAUCAACCAUUGACGGGCCGACCAUGAUUAGCAACUCGUCGUGGAUCCCGCUGCCGGUUGGAUACAACUUGGAUGAUCAUCUCAACACUGACACGGUCAUCACUCACCCCAACGUCACCUUUUACGAUUUCUAUGCGGCUUGGUCGACACCCAUCGAGUCGGAUAAGAACAGCUAUCUGAACAGCCGCAGCGGCAUUCUCGCCCAGGCCGCGCCCAACAUUGGACCCAUGUUCUGGGAAGAAAUCAAGGGUGCCGACGGCAUCGUCCGUCAACUCCAAUGGACUGCCCGCGUAGAAGGCAGUUUCGACACACCAAACGGCCACGCAAUGACAAUGUCGCAAUACCUCGGCCGCGGCGCAACCUCCCGCGGCCGCAUGACCAUCACACCCUCCCUCUCCACCGUAGUCUCCGACGUGCCCUACCUCAAAGACGCCAACGACAAGGAGGCCGUCAUCGCGGGGAUCGUCUCCCUGCAAACCGCCCUGUCCAAGGGUCUCCCGGACAUCAAGUUCACCUACCCCAACUCUUCCAUCUCCGCCCGGGACUACGUCAACGGCAUGGUGGUCUCCCCCUCCAACCGGCGCUCCAACCACUGGAUGGGCACCAACAAGCUCGGCACCGACGACGGGCGGUACGGGUCCGGCACUUCCGUCGUGGAUCUCAACACCAAGGUGUACGGUACUGAUAACCUGUUUGUCGUCGACGCGAGUAUCUUCCCCGGUGUGCCCACUACCAACCCGAGCAGUUAUAUUGUGACGGCGGCCGAGCAUGCGGCGACCAAGAUUCUGGCGCUCGCGGCCCCGAAGCCCAUUGCCAAGUAUGGACAGUGUGGAGGAAGGCAGUGGACGGGCGCCUUCUUGUGCGUUGCCGGGACCAAGUGCACGGUGCAGAAUGAGUGGUACUCGCAGUGUUUGUAG